Neocloeon triangulifer is the source of this 3131-nucleotide messenger RNA. RefSeq lists its product as uncharacterized. The transcript is spliced from 13 exons. Bases 264 to 2114 code for a protein of 616 amino acids. NCBI's taxonomy places the organism in Eukaryota, Metazoa, Arthropoda, Insecta, Ephemeroptera, Baetidae. The record is from RefSeq and is a predicted model, not a curated record.
GCAAAAAGCACCACCUGUGAAAGCAGAACAAAAACAGCGCCUAAGCCCCUCCGAAUGUCGACAAAGUGAUUUCUUUUGGUUCUUUUGGAAGGAAAUUAAAGCACCACAGGGCACAGAUGGACGUGUUGUGACCUGCGACUAGAGGCACUCGUCCUUGAAGGCUGCUUGAAGAAAAGGGACAACAAUAAUCGCCCGCGCCGUCAAGUUCAUUUGAUAAAAGUUUACAUAAAUUCUGCAUCUCGUCGAUACAGAUAAAAACAAAAAUGAAUCAUCAGUACGAAGCAUUCAAAACUAAACUGGGUGUCCAGUGCGUUGUGGAAUUUGAUGCGGAGGAUGACGACAGCAUUUCUAUCAAAACAGAAGACUGCUCUUAUGAAAAUGAACUGGAAAAUGCUCUUCAGACGUCUUCUGAGACUAUACCACGCAAGAAGAAGUCACAAAAACAGGACCAAGGACAAGUUUCUGCCAAGCCCGAAGGUGUUUUUAAAGUGCCAUCGUCAAUCCCUCCAAUCAACAAGACAGUCAAAUCGAAACCUCCCAAUGAAGACAAACUUCCAAAGAAAAAGGCCAAGCUUUCCGGAGAAAAGUUGGCAUUGGAAGAUGGAAGGAAAAAACCCACUGCUUCAAAUUUUACCACACAGGCCAACAAUACAAACAGCAUUCAGUCCAUCAACACGUCAAGUAAAACAUGCUCGACAAGGUCACAAAAACAAGUUCAAGGAGUUUCUUCCACCCCUGCAGUUUCUAAUGCUUCUGCACCAGCAAUUGAGACUGUCCAGGUCGGAACUAAACCUGCCGAAGAACUCCACAAAAGGUCUAAGGAAUUGUUCGUUGAAAAGUCUGCAGUGGAGGUUGGAAGGAAAGAACCCACCGUUGUAAAUUCAACAAACCCUCCUGAAAUGAUCAACUCAUCAGCUCCAACAAAGUCACGAAAGCAACAAUUCCAAUAUGACGCAUUCAAAACCAAAUUGGGAAUCCAGUGCACAAUGCAGGAGGAGGAUGAAAGCAUUUCUAUCAAAACAGAAAACGAUGACUGCUCUUUCGACAAGGAAUUGGAUUCACUUUUGAUGCUUUACGAAGCUACACCUCGCACGAAGAAGCCGUCACAAAAAAAACUAUCUGCCGAGUCCAAUGCUUCGUCAUCAGUUCCUAAAACCAAUGAGACUGCUCAGGUCAAAAAUAAAUCCGCCAAAGAAGUUGACAAACUCUCAAAGAAAAGCUCCACAGAAAUGCAAGUUGAGAAGUCCGCAGAGAAGGAUAAGGAUGGAAGGAAAGAAUCAAGUUCUGCUUCAAAUUCAACAGUUGCUUCUAGUUCUGCCAUUCUGGCCGAGAAGACAAACAGCUCCCAGUCCAUCAACACAAAGUCACAAAAACAACAAGUUCAAGAUGGAGUUUUGUCCACCCCUGCAGUUGUUUCUAACACAUUGUCAUCAGUUCCUCCAGAUGCUGGCAAAGUGAAAAGUAAGGCUGCCGAAAAAUUGGACGAGGUUAUUCCGGGGAAAAAGACCAAGUUCUCCAACAAAAUAUCUGCUGUAGAGAAUGGAAGGGGAGAACCCACUUCUACAAUAAUUGCUCCUGCUGUUUCCACCCUCCCUGAAAAGACAAACAACUUGCAGUCCAUCAACAUAUUAACAACAUCGCAAAAAGAGCCAGAUCAAGAGGUUCCUGCCGAGUCUGCAGUUGUUCCGUCAACAAAUGAGACGGCGCAGAACAAAACUGAUCCACCUGUCCAAGAACUGGACAAAGUAUCAGAAGAAGUUUGUGUUCAAAAGUCUGCUGCACCUAUUUCCAGCCCACAGCCUGAAAAGAGCUUCCAGUCCAUCGGGGUCAAUACUGAAGAACAAGAGGAAGAAGACGACGUGGUUGAGCUGAAAUCCUGCACUACUCGGAACACUCAGUCCAAGGUGAAGAGACUGACCAACAAAAGAACACAGACGCCUCUUGAUCCUUACGUCCGCUUCCCUUACUGGGAGUACUUUGGACCUGGUGUUGACAAACGCACCAGAAGGGUUUACAAGAAUGAUGGAGAAGUUGUCCAAGAUGGGCAAGACUACUGCCUGAGUGCGGAGGGCAAGAAACAGCCUAUAGAUGAGCACUCUGAUGACUUUGAAUAAGAAAUUUACCAUGAUUUAAAGGAUGGUGCAAAACUUUCUUUAUUCAAGAUUGGAGAAGAAAAAUGAAAGUCUUCGUUAAUUUCAAGGUAGGCUUAUAUGCACUCUGCCUUUAUUCCUUACAAAUUAUAUAUUUUUUUUUGUUAAUUGAAUGAAAUGCAUUAACUGAGAUGAUAAAUCUUGGAUAUGAACACAAUCUUAUCUCUAUUUUCUUGUUCACUUUUUCUUCAACUUUUGUUUUUUCCUUAAUUCUAAAAUUAAUUUUAUCGCUAACAAUGCAACAGUCGCAGUGACAAUUAAAAUUGUCAUUAGAAAUGAUAUAACAUCCAAAGAGUGUAGCUGCACCCAAUUCAGGUGCGAACCGGCUGGCUGAAGGUGUUUGGCCCCUUUGUGUCGGAUGACGUACUCGGUCCAAAAUACUGCCCUCUCAAGAGGACUUUCAAGCUCAUCACUUGCAAUCAAGGACAGCCUUUUUGCUCUCUCUGAAAAUCUACAAAACCGAUAAUUAUUUUGGCGAAAAUGUUAUAAAACCUUAAAAAAAUUUUACCCUGGAUUAUUUAAAAUAGUUUCGAUGGAAUUUUUCCAAUUUUCGGCUGUCAAAUUGGGCAAGUGGAGUUUCAGACCGACUCCUUUAUUCACAGCUUUUUGUCCAUUUAUGUACUGGUCUGCAAAAAACGGCACAGCCAACAUUGGCACGCCGUGGUACAUCGACUCUUGAACACUCAAACGUCCGCCGUGUGUGAUGAAAAGCUUUAUAUUCUCAUGAGCUAGAAUUUAAUUUUUGUUAAUAAAUAUAAUUUAAAUAAUUUAGGUUGUACCCAAAAUGUCUUGCUGUGGCAACCACUUUUUGAUCAUGACGUUUUUCGGCUUCUGAGGCAAAUCGGUCUCAAAUUUCCACAGAACUUUAAUGUCGAGUUCUCCGAAAACUUUCAAAAAUAUGUCAAUUUUUUCUUUGGGCAGAAGACUGCUUUUAACGUUGCUGCCGAAACUCAUGAAGAUGAAACCGUUUUUUGCACUGUC